CAUCAACAAACACCUCCUUAUUUUCAGCAACUCGUUCUGCUUCUAAUAGUAAUGCAAGUCCCUCUGUUUCAAAUAUAUAUGCUACAAGUUUUAUGGGAGCUCACUUAAGAAGAUGUUAUCCAACAACGAGGAAACUGGUACGGAUUAGUGGAGGUAUAGUUGCUGCUGCUGUUGCAACUUCCCCUGCAGAGGAAGUCAAAGAAUACACACUUCCUACAUGGGCUAAAUUUGACCUUGGAAGAGCCCCAGUCUAUUGGAAAACAAUGAAUGGUCUUCCUCCUACUGCAGGAGAGAGACUGAAGCUUUUCUACAAUCCAGCUGCAAACAAUAUGGUCCCUAAUGAAGAGUUUGGAAUUGCUUUUAAUGGAGGUUUCAAUCAGCCUAUCAUGUGUGGUGGUGAGCCUAGGGCAAUGCUCAUGAAAACUAGAGGAAAAGCAGAUCCUCCUAUUUAUACAAUUCAAAUAUGUAUCCCAAAGCAUGCCCUUAGUUUGAUCUUCUCAUUCACGAAUGGAACCGAAUGGGAUGGUCCCUAUAGACUACAAUUUCAGGUCCCUAAUGCUUGGCGAAAUAAACCAACCGAGUUCUUCACUGAGGGACUUGCAGGGGAGUUAAGUCAGGAGGGUGCGUGUGACAAGGCAAUUUUCCCGGACACGAAUAUUGUGAUCACAAGAUGUGCUAUGGUUGGAAACUUGUCUGUGGAAGGAGGUGAUCGUUGCGAUCUUGAUAUAGUACCUGGAUGCAUUGACCCAAGCUCUCCUUAUUUCAAUCCACUAGCCAAUGUUGAUGAUGGAUCUUGUCCACCAUAUUCAGAUGCUGAGGAUUAACUUUUCACUACAUAUGACCAAUGCUUAUACCUUAGUGUUAUCGUUGGAAGUCUUUCACACUAAGUAUGGGUUUGACUUCCACUAUUUUCCUUACCCUUCACCUUUCCCUGAUUCCCUUGUGUGAUAAAACAAACAUCUAGACUUAGUAAAGAGAAACACUCGAGUAAAUAUGAAUCUCCAGCCCUAUACUGUGGAUGCUUAAAAUGUCCAGUUAUACAAGUAGCUUCUGUACUGAUAUGUUGUCCAGAACCUUAGAGAAAUUUGAUAAUUACCUGUUGGCAAUUUGGCAUAUAGCCGAAAAAGCUCUUGCUACA
Messenger RNA from Nicotiana tabacum (common tobacco), 1138 nucleotides. Its product is annotated as protein POST-ILLUMINATION CHLOROPHYLL FLUORESCENCE INCREASE, chloroplastic. The record is from RefSeq and is a predicted model, not a curated record. Gene Ontology annotation, cellular component: chloroplast stroma; thylakoid. Lineage: Eukaryota; Viridiplantae; Streptophyta; Magnoliopsida; Solanales; Solanaceae. Gene Ontology annotation, biological process: chlororespiration.